UUUAGCGGUUUUCACCAAAAUAUAUUGCUGUAUCAUCCGGAUAACGAAACUUUUAAACUACAUCAAUCUAUUCUCUUUCAUCUGAAAAAUAUGUGCCGUAGAUAUGGAGAUACUUCAACUUGGGGAUAUAAACAUAAUUUUGUAAAAGGGAGUGCUUUGGGAUACAAUCAAGCAAGUAUUCAAGGAAAUUAUUUUAGUGGACAUCAGCAAAACUAUGGAUAUCAGACAGGCUAUGGAAAUCAACAAAUUUUUAGUCAUCAACAAGGUUUAGGGGAUUAUACAGGAAACGGGCACCAACAAUACACUGGACAUCUCGAAGGAAAUAUGAGAAUCCAAGGAGGCUCUGGAUAUAAUGAAGAAUCAAAGGAUACAUAAGAAGGAGAAUUUGAUGACUGAAAUAGUGACCGCUGGAAGAAGUUCUUGGAGGUUGGGAAUUCAGUCGAUGAUAAUUUAAAGCUUUUUGUU
Meloidogyne enterolobii is the source of this 465-nucleotide messenger RNA. NCBI's taxonomy places the organism in Eukaryota, Metazoa, Nematoda, Chromadorea, Rhabditida, Meloidogynidae. The record is from the annotation of a GenBank genome assembly.